Molecule: messenger RNA, 1342 nt
Organism: Phoenix dactylifera (date palm)
Lineage: Eukaryota; Viridiplantae; Streptophyta; Magnoliopsida; Arecales; Arecaceae
Biological process (GO): regulation of DNA-templated transcription
Molecular function (GO): sequence-specific DNA binding; DNA-binding transcription factor activity
Source: RefSeq, a predicted model, not a curated record
CACUUAUCCGUCUAUCCUUGCACAAAACAAGAAGGGAAGACCAGGCCAACCGAAGCUCUCUUCCUUGUUCAAACCCCACCCUUCUCCCUUUCUUCACUGACACCUUUCCUCCUUUCCCACUUCUCUCUUUCCGACCCUCUAACACUCUAUGUCUGGGGAGAAUAGAGAGCUCUACCACCAUGGCCACCACUUCCUCCGAGACCGCGGCGAUCUGCCGUUCCACGACGAUCUCUCCUCGUUCCUCUCCCAGAGGCCCAGCGGCGCCACCCUGCAUGACUUGCAAGGCCACGAUCUGCAAGCUCCCUCACCGUACAUGAGCUUCACCGACUACCUGCAUGGCUCAUCGGAUUAUGGGUUGCUUGCCAAGGCCUUCGAUAUGUCGUACCCUUCGCCCGAGCUACUCGGUCCCCGCGAUGGGGGGGCGGUGAAGCAAGAAUUGGUGGUGGAUACCAAUAUUACUGCUAAUCUGAAUGUUUCUACCGGGGGUGGUGGCGGCGGUGGCACGACGCCGGCUACUCCCAACUCUUCAGUCUCUUCAUCAUCCACCGAGGCGCAAGGCGAAGAGGACUCGGGGAGGUGGAAGAAGGAUCAGCAGAAGGUGCAGGAGGAGGAGGAGAAGCAGCAGAUUAAAGAGGGUGAGGAUGGGGGCGACAAGACUAAGAAAGUGAACAAACCAAGGAAGAGAGGAGAGAAGAGACAAAGGGCGCCACGCUUCGCCUUCAUGACAAGAAGCGAAGUAGAUCAUCUUGAAGAUGGAUAUCGGUGGAGAAAGUAUGGCCAGAAGGCAGUCAAGAACAGCCCUUAUCCAAGGAGCUAUUACCGGUGCACGACACAGAAGUGCUCGGUGAAGAAAAGGGUGGAGAGAUCAUAUCAAGAUCCAACAAUCGUGAUCACAACGUACGAAGGUCAGCAUACCCAUCAAAGCCCUGCAACCAUUCGAGGGAGCACCCACAUCUUAGCACCUCCACCAACAGUGCCUACGAGCUUCCGUCAGGACCUUCUGAUCCACCACCAAAUGCCUCAACUGAACGCUGGUAGCCAGCAAAUGCAAGGGGAUGCAAACCCUAACGUGUACCUGCCAACCCUACCCACUCCACUUCAGCAGCUGCAGUUCCCUGACUAUGGUCUCUUGCAAGACAUUGUUCCAUCCUUCAUCCACAACAAGCAGCCAUGAUAAUAUACUUCAUCCCCCCUUGUCUCCCCCUCAUCUGUAUGCCUCUACUCUUGCUGUACAUGUACCUAAUUUUAAGCGUGUGGACUUAUCUGCUAUGGUAUAGAUGGAGCAAUGUAUUUAUCUUUCCGACGAAUUCAAAUGGAGAAUAUUCUCCUUGUUUUUUUGAAA